Molecule: messenger RNA, 1426 nt
Organism: Gopherus flavomarginatus (Mexican gopher tortoise)
Lineage: Eukaryota; Metazoa; Chordata; Testudines; Testudinidae
Gene: TRDN
Product: triadin
Exons: 11
Coding region: 434-1411 (325 amino acids)
Cellular component (GO): sarcoplasmic reticulum; membrane
Molecular function (GO): signaling receptor binding
Source: RefSeq, a predicted model, not a curated record
CCCCCCCCAAAGAACUGUAAUUAUAUUAGAGAAGCUGCAGGGGCUUUAAACAGUUCUUUCCAGUUCCUUUGCUUUUUGCUGCCUUUCCCUGCUCUGCUGUCCCGUUUGGAUCUUGGAAUUUUUAUUUUUAUUUAUAGGGUGUGUGGUUCUCGUGCUAAAGAUCCACAAUGAGGCAUGGCUAAUUUUGUUAGAAGCUGAUACUUUAGUCUGAUCUUCAGGCAUUGCCUUGGGAAAGGCUUAGAUUGUUCUGGGGGGCCAGGACUCUACAGAGAAGACAAAUUCAGAGAGGCAGCAAAAGAACAAACAGAACAGGAAAAGAGGAGGACCUCCCACCUUUUAUUUCUGCAUCUCCUGACUGAGUCAGUGACCCAGAAGUAUUAUCUAAGCUGCGGUAUAACUUGACCUCUUUAGAAUAUCUUUUACCAUCACUGCUAUGGCUGAGAUUACAACAGAAGGACAUAUGUCAACCACCACCACAGUGAUGGACAACAACAAUGGAUCAGUUCUCACGCCGCCAGUGAAAGUGGGAAAGAAGUCAGUUACAGAGGACAUAAUGACAACAUUCAGCUCGCCAGCAGCAUGGCUUCUUGUUGUUGCUCUGAUUGUUACCUGGUCAGCAGUAGCUAUUAUAAUGUUUGACCUGGUGGAUUACAAAACCUUUGCAGGAAGCUCUGUUAACAAGCUCAGCAAGGAGCCACUGAGAAUCAUACAUCAGACCAUGGAAGAAUCCACUGAUUGGCUUUAUGGUUUGAUUUCUUUACUGUCUGACAUCGUAUUGACUGAUGAUGAUGACAGUGAUGAAGGUGAAGUGGAACCUCCGCUGAAAAAAAAAGCUGAAAUUUACCCUGUGACCAAAAAAAGAGAAAUUCAUAAAGACAAGCCUGCCAGACAAGAAAAACUCGAAAAACCAGCACCAAAAGUAAUUCACAAAGAGAAACCUGAAAAACAAGAGAAGAUUGAACGGAAAGAACAACCAAAAGCGAUGUACAAAGACAAAUCUGAAAGACCAGAAAAACCUGAAAAGAAAGAAAAACUCAUAGUUGCUCACAAAACCAAACCUGAAAAACAGGAGAAAUCUGAAAAAGCACCUCCAAAAGUCAUUCAAAAAGACAAACCUGAAAGAGAGGAAAAAGUUGAAAAGAAAGCUCCUCCUAAAGAAGAGAAGAAAGCAAAAAGCACCAAAGUUGAAGAAAAAGUUAAAAAGGAAGUUAAAGAGGGAAAAGCUGAAUCAAAGAUAGCCAAAAAAGGCAAGCAGACAGAAACAAAAGAAGAGGACAUUGGGUUAAUAAAGGCCAAACCGAAAGUGAAGGAGGAGAAAGCAGUGAAGGCUGAAACAAAAUCAGAAAAGAAAGGUAAACAAAACCAGGAGGAAACAGCUGAAGAUCCUAAAAGAGUAGUGGGAAAGAAAUAGAGACAGUGAAGUUAA